Molecule: messenger RNA, 1349 nt
Organism: Desarmillaria tabescens
Lineage: Eukaryota; Fungi; Basidiomycota; Agaricomycetes; Agaricales; Physalacriaceae
Exons: 2
Coding region: 138-1007 (289 amino acids)
Source: RefSeq, a predicted model, not a curated record
AGACGAAAUAAACACGGCUUUCAUUGAAGACGAAGGCCCGGACGAAGAGGAAGACGAGGCGGGCGUGGAAUCAGGCCUUCUUUCAUCGUCUCAGGACAGCAAGACAAAGGAUUUCCACUUGUCGCGUAGGGUUUCGGAUGCCUUGCGAGAUAUGGAAGACAAUGCUGUCUUUGAGCGUGGAUGGUCGAAGCGAUGCUGACACGGGAUUUCAUGUUGAGGACGAGGAAGAUGAUUACAUGGACAGCCAAUUUUUCCUUCCAUCCAUCGACCGCAGUCGUUCUGACGGCGAGGCGAACGCAGCUCCCUUAGAGGGCGACAGAAAUCCUCAAUCUGUCAACGUAUCCCUUCCUGAUGUACCAAUCGAGCCGCCAGAUGAAAGCCCAGACAUUGCAAUGUUGGACGAAGACGAAAACGAGGACGCAAACACAGGGUUCAUCGACUUCAAAGCCGCCCUGGACACAGACGAAGAAGACGAGGAAGAAGACAUCGAUUCUCGGUUCAUUCUCUCGGAUGGCGACAUACAAUACCAUCAUGGCUCUAUCAGCGAGAUCCUGGAUGCUGAUGACUUUACUGUGCAGGAUGUGAAAGAAGAGGAGGAAGGAGAAACGGAGAAACACAUUGAGGGAGAGUACGAAGAAGACAAGAUCUCAGAAUGGGUCGAUGAAGACGAUUCACAAGUCCACGGUUCAGAAAAUGCCAGUGGUGACUACGAGUUUAAAGGACAUCCUUCUAGGCUCAUACCUAUCCCCCAAACUAUCACAUCGAGACUGCUCACAUCGUCCGUCCACACUCCACAGCGCUUCUUGGCAAAGUACCGAUCCCUCUCUACGCGCGUCGAGUCCCUAGGCUCCGGCUUGGGGUGGAUAAUCCCCGUCACCACACCUGGCGGGGUAGUCCUCGUCGACGGACACGAAUCCCCCGGGAGCUGGACGCCUCGCUCCCUAGCGGCCUUUUGGGGUUUCCUCGGGACGUUGCAUGAGGAAAACGGGGAUGGGAGUGGCGUAUGAUUUUUUUGGAGGCAGGGGGUAUUUUUUCAAGUUGUAUCAUUGUGCGGGGCUUAGUGUGUUGUUGAGGGGACGGUUGGAUGAGUGGGUUUGGAGGGAUGGGGGUGGAGAAGGGGAGGGUGAGGGAGGGGUGAGGAUGUUUAAGGGUUUGAGGUUGUUGUUACGCGAUUCGGUCAAUAAGGAGGUUGGAUUUUGGUGAACGUUGUCUAUGUAUUCUAUUUUUUUUGAUUUAUUUCUUGUAAGUUCUUGUAUCACGCCUAUAUAUCUAGCUAUUCACUCUGCGCAUCGGUAGAUACUUCCUUCAAUACAUUCCAAGGUCUUGAAAUCAUCCCAGCUGAUGUGUUA